AUGAAGCUGAACAUUCUUGCCUCGGCCCUCUCCGCCGCCUCCUUGGCCGCGGGCCACGGGGCUGUCACCAGCUACCAAAUUGGCUCGACCACAUACCCCGGCUACACGGGUUUCUCGCCCGCGACCUCGCCGGCCACCAUCGAGCGGCAAUGGCCUGACUACAAUCCCAUCAUGACCGUCACCGAUGCCAAGAUGACUUGCAACGGCGGCACCUCCGCGGCGCUUAGCGCCCCCAUCACGGCUGGGCAGAACAUCACCGCCAUCUGGGGCCAGUGGACGCACAAGCAGGGCCCUGUCAUGGUCUGGAUGUACAAGUGCUCCGGCGCCUUCUCCGCCUGCGACGGCAAGAGCAAGGGCUGGUUCAAGAUUGACCAGAUGGGCAUGACCAAGCCACCGCUGAGCGGAGAUAGUUGGGGCACCGCGAUUGUCGUUGAUACUCUCAAGUGGUCGAGCAAGAUCCCCACCAACCUCGCCCCGGGCAACUACCUCAUCCGCCACGAGCUGCUCGCUCUCCACCAAACGAAUACUCCGCAAUUCUAUCCUGAGUGUGCUCAACUCAUCGUAUCUGGAAGUGGCUCUGCUUCGCCAUCUUCGGACUACCUUUACUCUAUUCCUGCAUAUGCCGCUCAAAGCGACCCUGGUGUCACGAUUGACAUCUACUCUAGGAUGGCCUCCAUCCUGAUCAAAAGCCCAGCUAUCCGAGUCUCUCGGAAGGACGCCAAGCCAAUCAGGACACUUCCUUGCAUAUCGUGCUUUGUGAUGCACGAAUUCCAGGGCUCUGCUGGAUGGCUGCGGCCAGGUAUCGACGUUCCAAUGCUUAGAUAUUGCGCGAAGGAUGAUAGGAUAUUCUUCUUGUGCCAGAUCGUAUUCAACAUCAUCGCGAAUGGCCAGAAUUCAGACACUCGACACCAGUUUAAGGAGACCCAUACUCGCUUGAAAUUUUCUCAAGGAAAUCCAUUACAUACACAUUACCAUAUUGCUAAUGCGUGGGAUUUCAUUACCAGCCCCUCCCCGCCCAGCAUCUAG
Molecule: messenger RNA, 1026 nt
Organism: Diaporthe amygdali
Lineage: Eukaryota; Fungi; Ascomycota; Sordariomycetes; Diaporthales; Diaporthaceae
Product: glycosylhydrolase family 61-8
Exons: 6
Coding region: 1-1026 (341 amino acids)
Source: RefSeq, a predicted model, not a curated record